This is a messenger RNA of Ylistrum balloti, 2115 nucleotides long. Its product is annotated as phosphoinositide 3-kinase adapter protein 1-like. Gene Ontology annotation, molecular function: fibroblast growth factor receptor binding; transmembrane receptor protein tyrosine kinase adaptor activity. The coding region runs from base 1 to 2115 and encodes 704 amino acids. The transcript is spliced from 12 exons. Lineage: Eukaryota; Metazoa; Mollusca; Bivalvia; Pectinida; Pectinidae. Gene Ontology annotation, cellular component: cytosol. The record is from RefSeq and is a predicted model, not a curated record.
AUGACUUCGGACAUAUUUUAUGAUGACCGUGGGAAGAAAGGAAAGUCCAGUUUGGCGAAAAUUGAUAUUUGUUUAUUCCAUGAUUUGGACGAUGGUCAAGAAUGGUGUGCCUACUGGAAAAAAAUGAUGAGCUGCAGUGAGGUCAAACUGACCAUUGAAGUCUGUGAUACAUUAAUAUCUGCCCAUGAGUUCAGGGCCAAGGUCAACAAGAGUAAACUAUUGGUCAUUCUGACGACAAACAAUAUGUUGCAAUUUAUUAAAGAUGACGAAAGCCAUUUUCCUACUUUGAGUAAAAGAACCCAAGUAGCCAAUAUUCUUUGCCACACAUCGCAGGAUGACAUGAAUGAUUCCUCUACUGCUCCAUUUGUGAGCAAAUGGAAAACGUUUGUCGCUGGAGACGUAGGUAUUGCCAAUAGAUCUAUUGUUGGAGAUCUUCUAGAAUUGAUAGAGCAACAAGAACAACUGCAAACGAAGCAAAGAAAAACAAAAAUGAGAAAAUUCAAGAUUAUGCCAAGUCACGUCCACGAGCGUGAAGAAACCAUUGCUGUGAUCUUCAGAACUGAAUUUACAGGCCGUGUGGAGAUAGCUAUCGGGACAGAUGAGACAAGAUAUGUCGCUCAAAGGAUGAAUCCAUUCGCAUGUUCCUUCAGAAUGCCAGAUACAUGUCAUGUUGUGGGGAAGACCAAACUGAAAGUAUACAAAAAUGGCACAUUUUUCGCAGAACAUCCUUUAACCAUAUCACUACCCACACUCGAACCCUACCAGUCCCCGGCUUUUCUCUCCCAGAUUCUUCGAGUUCCCGUUGGUAACAACGAGGCUCUAGACAAAGAAUUAGUGAAGGUCUACCGAAAAAGCUUACCAGACGAUGAUGCUUUAGAGUGCAUCUUGGGCGAGUUCUAUGAGGAUAUUACACCAAAUCGAAGCAAACAUGAAUUACCAACACUUCUUCAUUUUGCCGCCAAAAAUGGCCUGAGUGAAUUAUGCUCUUUACUCCUUGACACACCUGGAUCUUUAGCUGCCUUUCAAUUGGAGAACAUAGAUGGUUAUGACCCUGCUGACCUUGCAGACAAGCAUGGCCAUACAGAGCUAUGUGAUUAUCUUCGAACCUUUGUAGACGUUGAAGCUACUGUCCAUGCUUGUGAAGACAUAUAUUUGGAGAUGAGUGGCAGAAAACUGUAUGAAAACCAAUACGAAUUGGGUAUGAAUUCAGAUCCAUCUCCCUGUUCUAUACAACAAUCUAGUCAUGACAGAUUUAAAAAGAGCGUACCAAAGACACCCGUGGCUCCAGCGAAACCUAGUAGGCGAUACAGUGAACCUGACCCGUCAAGACCACCACUUCCAGCUCCAAGGAAGUGCCCAACGCGUCAGCCAUCUGCGGAAGAAUUCAUGGGCAUGACUGGCACACAGAAUCAUGCUGCAGGAAAAUCAGCAACCCUUCCUUGUAAAGGUUCCGCGGCAGAAAACGAUCUGAUCGGAAUACUCUCAGCGGUCAAGGAAGGAGAAUUUACUCUCAAUGAGGCAGAGCGUUUGUACGAAUCAUGGAAAAAACAAAAUGCGAAUAACUCCCGUUCUAUAAGAGAACGUAAGGAAGCCUUGGAUACGCUAAGGAAUGAAUAUAUGUCAAUGUUUGACAUUGUCAAGGAACAAAACAAAGGAAAAGGCGUCUUCAAGAAAAUCAAAAAUAGACUGGUGAAAAAGAAAUCACAACAAAAUCUCAAUAUAUCGACUCCGACACUUCUGAGAGAUUCCAGGGGAAGCAUAUCUCAAAACAGCCAGGAACGGAACAGUAAUUCUAGUAGUGGAAGCAGAGUAUCUGGGAGCAGCCAGGCCUCAAGUUACGAUUUUUGCUCACCAGGAAGUGAAUCAGAUGAACUUCUGGACGAGGAUGAAUCGUCGGGAGAGGAAGCAGCCUUUUGGAGGCCUUCAGCAACCACCAGUGUGGAGCCUGUAGCAGGUUCGCAAUCUGAUGAGGCCCCUGUGAGAAUGAGAAUAUCAACGUCGUCUACACAUUCACGAGAGGCACGGAAGACUAUGCGCAAUGAAUUUCUCGAAACUGCAAAGUCCUUCGAUGAUGUCGCGCCACCUCUACCACCAAGGUAUUAUGUUAUAAGCUAA